Molecule: messenger RNA, 1346 nt
Organism: Stegodyphus dumicola
Lineage: Eukaryota; Metazoa; Arthropoda; Arachnida; Araneae; Eresidae
Gene: mEFTs
Product: elongation factor Ts, mitochondrial
Biological process (GO): mitochondrial translational elongation
Molecular function (GO): protein binding; translation elongation factor activity
Source: RefSeq, a predicted model, not a curated record
GAUGCGAAUAGCAUCGGCCAUAAAAAUACAGCCUCAAAAAAAGACAAAACUUUUUUAUUUUAACGGGCAGAAAGAUCUCUUGUACGGAGAAAAACAAAAUCUGAUUUUUAACGCUGGUGUACAGGGUUUAAAAAGAAAUUUCGUCAUGCUUGGGUUAAUAAGUCGGAGGUUUUUUCAUGCAAGUUGUGCAAAUAUGUCAUCUGUUAAGAGUUCAGCUUUAAGUAAACUGCGAAAAUCUACUGGCUACUCCAUAUCAAAUUGCAGGAAAGCUCUGGAACUUUUCAGUGAUGAUAUUUCUAAGGCUGAGGAAUGGUUGCAUGCUGAAGCUAAACAGAAAGGCUGGUCCAAAUGGGCCAAAAUGCAAAGUAGAUCUGCUGGACAAGGUCUCAUUGGUGUAUUCGCUAGAAAUUCAGUAGGCGUUAUGGUAGAAGUAAACUGUGAAACAGAUUUUGUAGCUCGAAAUGCAGAAUUCCAGCUAUUUGUUGAAAAUGUGUUAUCUGGAUGUAUAAAUCACAUUACUGCUUAUACUUCAGAUAAAGACAUCACAAAGGCAGUGUUAAAUGAGAUGCAACUUAAUGAAUUAAAAUACCAUUCUGGAACAGUUGGUGAACUAGUUGCUUCUGCAAUCAACAAGUUUAAUGAAAAGACGGUAACAAAACGUGCUGUCUGCUUUAAAGUGAAAGAUAAUAUAUAUUUAAGCAGUCUUUCACAUCCUAGUACUGCUUGCCCUAAUAUACCUGGGGCAACCUUAGGAAAAUAUGGAGCUUUAUUAGCAUUCUCAAAAGACAAUAUCAAAUCUGACAUCAAUCUGAAUGAAUUAGGAUUAAAUCUUUGUCAGCAUAUAAUUGGCAUGAACCCAACCAUUUUAGGCCAGAUGACUGAAGAGGAUCUGUUAUCUUUAAAAUCUACACAAAAUAUUCAAGGUGAUUCUUCCAAAACUCAAAAAAAAGAUUCACAAUCAAAUGAUUCUGUGGAGACAUCAGAAGAUAAAGCUGAUGAAGAAGCUGAUAUUCAAUAUGUGUCUAAUAUGAAAGAUUCAAAUGAAACACGUAUGCUGUACCAGCCAUAUUUACUCGAUUCCAGUAUGACUGUUGGUGAAAUUUUAUACAACUCUGGAAUAGAACUGCUACAUUUUGAACGCUAUGAAUGUGGAGAAAGUCAAGCAGAAAAUGUUGAAACAGCAGAAUGCGCUAGUGCUUGACUAUUAUAAAUUGGUUUUUCGUAAGACAAUACAAUCAUGUUAUGAUUCUAUUCACAAUAUUUGAUUGAAAAAAUGUUAUUAAAAUAAGUUGAAAGCAUUAGGUUAUAAAAAUGUUCUAUAAAAUAAAUAUUAGUUUAUACUGAGA